Messenger RNA from Tuber aestivum (summer truffle), 2756 nucleotides. NCBI's taxonomy places the organism in Eukaryota, Fungi, Ascomycota, Pezizomycetes, Pezizales, Tuberaceae. The record is from the annotation of a GenBank genome assembly.
CGUCCCGUCCCUAAAACAACAGCUUUCUGUCAGUGUCAGCAGUGUACUCGAGUACAAGUAGUGCCCCAAACACACUGACCCGCCAGCUUCCCACGACCGGUUUUUACGAUGAUUUUAUAUAGAUUUUUAUGGUUCUAUUGGCAGCUAUUGAUUCUUUGUUGCCUCACACAGAAUGUUAAAACUCAACUUUUAUAUAACUUACGAGUACGGUCUCUCAUCAAUGUUAUAUCCAUACAAAUACCGUAAUAUACGACAUCACACUAGCCCUUUUUCUCCUACCUAUAACUCAAGUAAGGUAUUCAUAAUACCGGUAUAGCAUUAUUGCUGGUGCUUGAGUGCCGGUAUAUCGUUCUGAAAAGGGAAAAAUGACUGACCCAGGCGAUGGGGGAGCUGAUAGAUGACCCCCUUUUAUCCUGCUUAGUAAUACACAAACCGGACCCUCACUCCUCUGCUUGAAAUUGCAACCCCACCGCUCUCCGCCAACGCUUUCUCUGUAAAAAGAUCAGAGUUUCUGGGAUCGAAGAAGAGCUAAUUCUCAGUUGCUUGCGGACUCCGUUUCUCAACAAAGUCUUAUUGUUGCUGAGCGUUCGUUGUUGAUUUCAACUCCGGGUCAAUCUUAGACACCCGGCACCGUGUGGUCCAGAGGAGGCUCGUCACGAAACCUUCCCAUCACAAGUGGGAGCUCAGUGAAUCUCUCUCUGAAUCCGGAUAUUGACCUCUACCCACCUGAUCAUUUGGCAAGGCUAUCUUUAUACUGUCAUAGUAUCAUAUGGGAAGUUGAUUUGUAGACAUCUCGAAGGAGCCAGCUCAUGUCUGACCCCCCGUCUAGAAGGUCCCCUCGGGUUGAUUACAUGUAUGGGCCGAGCUCCGACUCGAGAGAGAUCCAGGGGUUCCCGCACCGCGGAGGCUAGUUGUAGAAGGAUUAUGGAUCGGGACGAGUAGUCUGCGGUGGGCCAUGGUAAUAGACCACUCUUUCCGGCCCUGUCAAACUUCCGCGACCGUUUUCUGUCCUAAAGUGCCUGGCCCCAUGGGAUCAGAUGCGGGACAGUGUGCGGCCGGGCCGGGUUGGUGUGGCUGGUUUACCAAUCACGCCACAUAACACCACCACAGUUCCAUAAUUACUUCUCCCCUUAUCUUCCAUCGGUUCAUCGCUCUUUCUUUACUCUUUCCUCGUCUCUCGACAGAACACAGCAAAAGCGGAAAAAAGUUAAAAGAUGCCGACAGCGAAAUCGCUCCUUUCUAUCUCUGCUGCCCAGCUCGAGGGGCACAGGUCUGCUUCCUCAUGCUAUGUGACCAUUGGCAGCAAAGUGUACGACAUUACGCCGUUCCUGGGAGACCAUCCUGGCGGUGAAGAUUUGAUUCUCGGGUAAACUUCUUGUCGUAAUUCUCGCAGAUAGCUAUUGGUAUUCUGACGCAGGGGUUUCAUAGUUAUGCCGGGAAGGACAUCGCAGAGAUUCUCGUUGAUGAGAUCUCCCACACACAUUCGGAAUCUGCUUACGAAAUUCUCGAUGAGUACCUCGUUGGCUUCCUAGAGGGCCCAAGGCCGCCAUCUCCUCCCGGUACCCCCGCCGUCACAAGCUCAUUGACCGGAAUGUCUUCAGAAGAAGAGCUCUCAAUCCCGACCGACAUCUCGACAGACUAUAAGGUACACAAGUUCCUUGACCUCAAUCGGCCUUUGUUUAUGCAGGUGUGGAAUGGAGGUUUCAGUAAGGAGUUCUAUCUUCAGCAAGUUCACCGACCUCGACAUUACAAGGGUGGAGAGUCAGCUCCGUUGUUUGGGAAUUUUUUGGAGCCACUGAGUAAGACGCCGUGGUAUGUUGUGCCAAUUAUUUGGCUUCCUUGUAUUGCCUACGGGACGUACGAGGCCAGCAAGGGGCUACCAAAUACUUGGACCGUAGCCGGAUUGUUUGGGUUUGGACUUUUUCUCUGGACCUUAGUUGAGUAUAUGUUGCAUAGGUGUUUAUUCCAUAUUGAUCAGUAUAUUUGCACCCUCCCAAGUUUCCCUAGGCGAUUUAUUCAUGGAAUCUAGGAGAAUGCCCGACAAUCGCGUAGCGAUUACGAUGCACUUUCUUCUCCAUGGCGUUCACCACUAUCUUCCCAUGGACAAACUUCGUCUCGUCAUGCCGCCAACACUCUUCUUAGCUCUUGCUACACCUUUCUGGCACUUGGCUCAUACUGUCUUCGCUUUCAACUGGUAUGUUGGUACUAACGUGUUCUGCGGCGGCAUCUUUGGCUACAUCUGUUACGACCUUACCCACUACUUCUUACAUCAUAAAUCGUAUGCUUCCUUCUUCCAGCCUUUGGUGUAUCAUAUCGGGUCGCGCUGAUAUUAGGAGUAGCCUUCCAUCAUACUACCGCGAACUCAAGAAGUAUCACCUACAGCAUCACUUUGCAGAUUAUCAGAAGGGUUUUGGAGUUACUAGCAAGAUCUGGGACAAAGUCUUUGGAACAGAGCUCAUAUAUGGACCUAGUGGCCCUGUCAAGUCAGAGUAAGCGAUUGGUGGUAAAGGACAGUUUCAAAAAGUGAACAAAAAUGAUAUCAUGGAAUCGGGAGAACUUCCACAGGUUGUACGAGGGAUGGCCGUGGCGUCUUACUUUCUAUUGGAUUAGACUUUUCUGUUUUAUGGUGUUAUCUUAUGUUUGGUACAUACCAGAUUCUGUAGCAUUUUGAUUGCGCGGAGGGGGCGGGGUAAUGGCUGGAGGCAUAUACCGGUAUUGAAUCUAUCUAAUGCUUAAUUAAUUGUAUUCCAUCGGCG